GAUAAUCGGCGAGGGAUCCUUCGGGCAGGUGUACAUGGCCAUCAGGAAGGACAACGGCACACCUGUGGCAUACAAGAUCACUCGUAAAUCUGGAUGAGCAUUUGUGAUUUUGUACGGAGCACCAAGGAACAAAUACGAAACGAUCGACACAUUAUGUAAACAAUUCGAUAUUAACUGUCAACGCAGAGACUCUCGUGGUGGGGGCGUUGUGUUUCUGUCUCUGUCUAUCUCUCACGAAAUAUUGUCGCUUCGCAUCCGAUACGUACGAUCGCUAUGAGUUUUGAACACGUGCAUAAUAUACAGAAUAUUUUGGCAAUGAAAAUGAUCCUACGUAUUUUUCAAGCUAAUCAUUUUUUCUCUUGAAUUGCAAAUUGACAGAAAGGCCGCACGGAAAAGGAACUCACGUGCCUUCGAAGGGAGUGCGAAAUUCAUCGCAGCAUGCAUCACCCGAACAUCAUACAAAUGUUUGAUUCCUUCGAGACAGACAAACAGAUGGUCAUAGUUACGGAGUACGUGGAGCGGGAGCUGUACGUCAUCCUCAAGACCAACGGACGUCUCUCGGAGGUGUACUCGCAAGCCAUAGCCGGCGACAUGGUCUCGGCCCUGAAUUAUCUUCACUCGAAUCGAAUCGUUCAUAGAGACAUGAAGCCUCAGAACGUCCUGAUGAGCAUCGACGGCGUGGCGAAGCUCUGCGAUUUCGGCUUCGCGCGCAUGAUGAACGUCGACACGCACGUACUGACCUCGGUCAAGGGCACUCCGCUCUACAUGGCCCCAGAGCUCAUCGACGAACUCCCCUACGACCAUACCGUAGAUAUAUGGUCUCUGGGCUGUAUAGUUUACGAGCUAGUCUGCGGAGCUCCGCCCUUUCAAACGACGUCGAUGCGUAAACUGGUUCACCUGAUCAAGCACGAGGACAUCAAGUGGCCGGAAAACGUCAGUCCUCAGUGUCGAAGUUUUCUGCAGGGUCUCUUGCGAAAAAAUCCCAUGGAAAGAUUUUCCUGGCCUCAACUGCUGAGCCACUCGUUCGUGAAAAAUUGGAUUUUUUCCGCGACCAGUCACUACACGCCGGAAUCACCGACGAUGCCUCUCCCGACGACCAGUUCCGCUAAAAGUAAACCACAAAACGUUCAGAACUCGCUCGUGAGAUCCAACAAUCAGACCAACUUUGAACCAUCGUAUCUACGAAAGAUGCUCGAGAAGCAAAUAAAGAAACUGCAGUCGCAGGUUCUGAGGCGCAGCGAGACCAACAGCGGCUCCGAGGCUGAAAAUAUCGCCAACUGUGACCAGGUUCUGCAAAAUUUGAGCAUCCGCAUCUCAAGACACCUCAGCAGCCUACCGCAAAACCAGUCGGAUCAACGCGACGAACACAUCAUGCUACCGAUCUCCAAAGGAAAACUACAUCAGCAGCAGCAGCAGCAGCAGCAGCACGACGCCAAUUGCAUGGACGGUGCCGUAGCCAGCUCGAUCGGCCCGCAGCUGGCCAAGGAUCGAUCGCUCGACGCGCCGCCGCAGAACAACACGCGCGACCUCGCGGAGCGUCUCGCUCGACUCGGCGCCGACUGGGCGCCCCGCGACAUCGUCCAGCCGAUCGAGAACCAGGAGUGGGCCGUCUUCCUGCAGAAGACCAUGGAGGAGGUGAUGGAGGGCGAGAUCACCUCGCUGAUACAGGAGAACUGCAUGUCGGUGUUCGUGGCGCCGCUGAGAAAUCCCCUGGCCAGCUGCUGCGUGCUCGAGUACGUGGCUUGCCUGGCGGCGCUGGCCUUCGUCGCCGAGGGCGUGAGCGAGGACGAUCUGGAGACGAUUCUUCAGGUCUAUUUGGACACGAAGCUGGUGCCGAAUUUGCUCUAUGCCACCAAGUUGUUGAUGACGGAAAAGUAUCCCGAGAGCGACGCCUCGACCUCGACCUGCAACAACAAGUGGCGCUCUAACUUGAGCUUGUCGAACGAGGAACUGCAGGCUUUGGAGAGCGCGAUGCUGGUCGUGUGCCGGCUGGCGCACAUCAAGGACAACAAGCAGGCGUUUUUGAGACAGUUCUGCGACGCCGUAUGGGUCGUGCAAGACGCCACGGAGCUGCUGCAACAGUUACUGGGAUUGGAGAAACGCAAGCCACGCGUCGUCGCCGAUCUGCUCGCGGUAAUGAACGAGAUUUUGCGCUCGGAUACCGGUAACUCGGCUCUACUGGAUAUACUUAUUUUAGGCAACAGAUCAACGGACGAUACCAUAUCUCUGUUCACGAAGCUCUUGAUGCACCGGCAAGUCAAGCUUCGCACUCGAGCUUGCAUUUUCCUGUCGCUUCUGGGAAAGUCCAAUCGCACGACUCUGCAGCGAAUCUGGGGCAAUGGUCUGCGUGGGGCGAUGCAGGAUUUACUCCACGAUCCCGAUGAUUCCGCUCGCGAAGCAGCUAACGAAGCUAUUGCGAGCUUAAAAAAUCUUCCGUUUUACCAUCAGGAAAAAGACACCUGGAGUGUGAUAGAAAGUUGAUUAUUAGAUGUGUGUAGAGUAUUGACUGUAAAUAGUAAGGUAUUUUGUAAGAGUAAUAAAGAUUUUUAUACUGGUUUUUUA
Messenger RNA from Trichogramma pretiosum, 2562 nucleotides. It is a transcript of the gene fu, whose product is annotated as serine/threonine-protein kinase fused. Gene Ontology annotation, molecular function: ATP binding; protein kinase activity. The coding region runs from base 439 to 2481 and encodes 680 amino acids. Gene Ontology annotation, cellular component: cytoplasm. NCBI's taxonomy places the organism in Eukaryota, Metazoa, Arthropoda, Insecta, Hymenoptera, Trichogrammatidae. Gene Ontology annotation, biological process: protein phosphorylation. The record is from RefSeq and is a predicted model, not a curated record. The transcript is spliced from 10 exons.